AUGCUCUGCCUGCUGCCCCUUGUCCUUCAGCUCCUGUCCCGCCCUGUGGCUGCUGCGCACGGGAUCUGCUUAAAUGGAGGGACAUGGAACGGGAAGGUCUGUGUUUGCCCCAGCGGCUACCAAGGAGACCAUUGCGAGAACAGCGUCCCGAUCUGCAACAAUGAUGGCCACUGGGAUGGGAUCAAGUGUGUGUGCACUAACCUCUUCCAGGGGCCGAAGUGUGAGGAGGUGGUCCCCAGCAUUGAGAUAGAGCCUCCACCAGAGACUGUCUCUGCCCAGAUGGAAAUGACCGUGACAGUGACCAGUAUGGAGUACACCAAAGAGCUAGAAGACCGGAAUUCUGUACAAUUCCAGAACUUCAGUGAGAUAUUCACAAAAGAGAUGAACAUAGUUUAUCUUGGAAUCCCUGAGUAUCAAGGGGUCAACAUCACAAGGCUGUUUGCUGGCAGUAUUGUGGUAGAACAUGAAGUCAUCCUGAAGACCAACUAUACCCCAGAAUACAAGGAAGUUUUAACUAAGGUCACCCAGGAGGUGAAGGAAAAAAUCCAGAAUGUAACCAAGGAGCAAAUAAGCAGAAAUAAUACCUGCAAAUCUGUACUGUGCUACAAUACGACUGCCACCAAGGUGCAAACGGUCACAGUUACUGAAUACGACCCUGCAAAGGAAUGCCGGGAGAGGGCUGGAGAUGAUUACGCUGCCUACUUCUUCGUGGAGUACAAGGAAGAGAAACCGAACUGCAUCAACCGCUGUAUGCCAGGCUUCAACAGAUCCCUGAACUGCAACUUCGGGAAGUGCCAGCUAGACCGCAGUGGCCCUCGGUGCUACUGCCUGACCACGGACACUGACUGGUACAGUGGUGAAACCUGUGAGUUCAGCACCAAGAAGAGCCUGGUGUAUGGGCUUGUGGGGGCAGCUGGUGCCAUAGUGCUACUCGUCCUUGUUGUUCUCUUGAUGUUCAUGUUCCGUUCCAAGAAGGAGUUGAAAAGGCAAAAGUCUAGAGUGUUUCAGUUGUAUAAGUGGCAUGAAGAAGAUGGAGGACCAACCCCUGGAACUUUCCGAAACAUUGGCUUUGACAUCGAUGAAGAUGACGCCAUCCACUUGGACUCCAUUUAUAGUAACUUCCAGCCCUCCCUGGACCACAUAGAUUCUGAAACACAGAUCAAAAUUCAGAGGCCCCAGGUGAUGAUGACGUCAAUUUAAGGCAGUUUCACAUGGAGCUGUGGGGUCUGGGAGUGAGGAGAGCUUACUUUGUCUAAGCCUGAUGGAAAUUUUCCCCAUUGACAGCAUUCAUGGAACCAGAUGAAAAACAAAACCUGUACCAAGGAGGAAGGGGGGAGAGAAUACAGUGCUAGAAAACUCUCAAAUACAAACACCAUGGAAACUCCGAUGGGCUUCUUAUGAUCUCAGGCGAGGCGCUCCUGUUCAUACAGGGAAGUUCUUCCUCCUGCCUGCCUUGUUUCAGCACCAAGGACAGCAUCUGAAUCACCUAUUAACCGGCAAUCACUUAAACAUGGGACUGAAAUUUACGUUAUACAAAACCUCUUGCAAGACUUAUUGUACUUCAUUUUCAUAAAAAAAUGUUUUAAAC
This is a messenger RNA of Callorhinus ursinus (northern fur seal), 1588 nucleotides long. NCBI's taxonomy places the organism in Eukaryota, Metazoa, Chordata, Mammalia, Carnivora, Otariidae. The record is from RefSeq and is a predicted model, not a curated record.